This is a messenger RNA of Sphaeroforma arctica JP610, 999 nucleotides long. RefSeq lists its product as hypothetical. Bases 79 to 342 code for a protein of 87 amino acids. Lineage: Eukaryota; Ichthyosporea; Ichthyophonida. The transcript has 2 exons. The record is from RefSeq and is a predicted model, not a curated record.
GAAGCAUUGGUACUUCCUAAUGACGAACCCGAUUAUCAAAACCCGAUUGUCGUGUGGUACGAACAAGGGUCUGGUAAAAUGAGGUUCAAGAAUUUGGAAAAGUUAAUAUCAUGCUUCAAGAUGUGGGAUUUGGGUAAAGCCAGGUGCUACUACAAAAAUGUAUUGCGAGGUUUUUACGGGAGCCGGCACCUAAUUUUGGCGGGCACCAAGUCGCCGUGGGCCAAAAAGUAUAAGAAUCCGGAUGACCAUGCCGUGAGGAUUAAUGUUGAUCGGAAGAAGCGUAUGCCAAGCAAGAAGGAGAUUGCCGAGGUUAAGAAGUUGCGAGGGCUCGAGAAUGUAUAGGAGUACGUCGAAUUACGAUUAGGUGGUGAUGCGCGCGCGGAGACCUUGGAAAGUUCAAACCCCAAUUAAAAGUCCUCAGGUUAGGAUGUACACGGUUUUGCACAAAACGGUGUAUGUCUUACGUAGUGUUUGUCUCUGCUCUCGCUCGUGUCCGUGCAAUUUGAGGGUGGAUGGAUCCAAUUUACUUAUGUGAAUCCGAAACCUUGAAGACGAUACUAUUGGUACAAGAUAUCAGGUGGGUGCUAACGGGUGCAGCCACGAACCAAAUGAGCGAAUAGUGCAGAGUCAGAAAUUGGAGUGGCAGAUCGCUAUCAUGAAGUGAUGGAAUUAAAGUACGCACCACGCGAGUGUGGACUGACAUCAGGGUGAUCUGACAACGCAACCACUGUAGCAGUAAAAUAUAAGAAAUCAAGUAGUAAGCGAGGGGACUAAGGGGUUAAAGUUGCCCCAAAUGGGGCCCGCUUUCGUCCUGAAUUGGCGCACAGGAUUUGAAAAUAUACGUCCUUGCGUAGAAAACCGGCCUUAUUUUAUAUUUUAGUACCUCUUCAACUUGACGCAGACUACCUCUGCCGUUUAUUUAGUGAAGCAACAGAAUACACCACAUACUUUCGAACAAUAAAGCGAUCAAAUAUAUUCCGAUGAACACGAUGAUCUCAG